Molecule: messenger RNA, 1314 nt
Organism: Diversispora eburnea
Lineage: Eukaryota; Fungi; Glomeromycota; Glomeromycetes; Diversisporales; Diversisporaceae
Source: the annotation of a GenBank genome assembly
AUGUCUUCAUUUUACAGAUGCAUUGGCAAUUUCGUACAACUGAACAACUUGUCGAGACAAUACUUAGUUGUACCAUUUUUAUAUUACUUAUUACCACUAGUUUCAGCUGAUAUUAAUGGGUUUCUAUCACAGCAGGACGAUAGUCCAGAUUCUAGAACUGUAGUAUCACUUGGAAUUUUAGGUGCUGUUUGCAUAAUCGGUAUUUUUAUUCUUUGGGCAAUCAUUCGAAAACGGUUAGCUGCUAUAGAUAAGAAUAGGAUCCCCGAUGUCAAUGAUCCUGAUAUUGCUAGGGUUGAAGCUAGUUUGCUGGAAUCUUUAGAUGAAGCAGCCCGGCAAAACUAUGAACGUGCACGAAUGUAUCAAGAUGCUUUUCCGCCCGACAGUAUUCCUACAGAUAUUACAUUAUCCCAAUUUUUGUCUAUUCAGGAAAAAGGUGUAUCUGCAUGGGAAUUUGAACCAGAUCUUCAACAUACUAAUUGUUUCGUAGAAUGUCGUACUGAAAUCGCAUUUUAUGAUGGUGAAUGCAGUGUUCAAACGAAUCUUCCUUUACCAAAACAGCAAGAAAUCUAUUAUUGGGAAGCAAAAAUGUAUGAAAAGCUACCAACAACAACUGUUGCUGUAGGAUUAGCGACCAAACCUUACCCAUUAUUUAGAUUACCAGGGUGGAAUCAUCAGUCUGUUUCUUAUUUUUCAGAUAACGGAUUUAAGUACUAUAAUUCACCUUUCAACGGAAAGUCAUAUGGUCCACAAUUUCAACAAGGUGAUGUUAUUGGAGUUGGAUAUCGCCCAAGGACUGGUACAGUUUUUUUCACCCGUAAUGGAAAGAAAUUGGAUGACGCAUUUACUGGAAUGAAAAGGAACCUUUUUCCAACAAUCGGGGCAAAUGGACCCUGUAGUGUUCAUGUUAAUUUUGGACAAAUAGGCUUCGUUUUUAUCGAAGCAAAUGUAAAAAAGUGGGGACUUGCACCAACUAUGGGAACACUUGCACCCCCACCAGCAUAUGGUUCCGAAAGAGGAUCCAUUUUAUUAGAAUCUAGUUCUAGAGGGCGUCCAUCAGAAGACAUUCAUCGUUUACAAUAUUCUCAUGUAAAUAAUAAUAUUAUGAACGGAGCACCCCCAGAAGCAGCCUUGGAUAUUUCCUUGGCAGACAUCACAGUUUCCCCUCCAUCUUAUUCUUCAGUAGAUCGAUAUUACGAACGUCGUCAUUCAUUUAUGUCAGAAAAUUCAGAAACCUAUUUAUUAUCCGGAGAACAGAGUGAUUCUCGAAGGACUAGUUUUGAAAGUUCAUCUAGGGAUCAACAACGAAAUGGCUGA